UUGGCCAAAAAAAAAAAUAUGUGUGUUUCCGGUUUCCCGACCGACCCCUUUUUUUCCCGGCCAAAUUACCGACCCUAAACUUUUUUUUCGGAUUUUACCGGAAAAAUUUGUCUUCUGCGUCUCCGGUUUCAACAUUUACAAAAUCAAAAUGGCGGCGACUGUAGCUGCAACGAGUCUGUUAGCGAUAAGAGUUAAAAAAUGCAAGCACAUUUCAGAGAAGAACGCAAUUUUGUGCCUGGAAAACCGUAGAACUCUUCUUGAUAUUUUUAUUGAUUUACACGGUGAUUUGCCAAAAGACUCGAGACUUUCAAUCGUUUGUAACAACUCGACAGAUCCAUCGAAAGGAACAUCGUUCGAUGUAUACCCCAAUAUGCUGGUAGGCGAUCUUGUUGGGACUUUUGCCAUUAAAAGAAUUGAAUAUUCCUGUUCAACGGAAGAGCAAACAGUAGCAUUGGGUGAAAUCAUAAAUAAUGCAGCUGAGGCGGCCACCAGUAAAACGGUCGAUGCAUUUCAAGUCCUCAUGGCGGGAGGCAGAAAGAAUGUUUCAUUGAAGACAUCAAGUUGCGGCGUUAAAGAUGGCAUCAGUAGAAAGGAUGAAAUUUAUAAUAAGCUGGUUGAAAACUUUUUCAAUUCAAGAAACCUAGAUUUUCCAAGAGCUUCCUGUGAACAAGAUGGAUCAUACUUUGUACAGGUUCUCUGCAAUGCAUUGUGGUACGUCACUAAUCAUCAUCAAACAAUAAAUGAUGCCUCACUAAGGAAACAAACUCUACUGCCAGUUCCAAAUAUCUUUAAUGACUACGAUGGAUAUAACGAAGUAAAAAGGAAAAAACUAAAAUCCUGUCCAUUGUCUGCAUCACUUCUUGAUAGCCAUGCCCAGGCUCUAUAUUCUUUACUGAUGAAGCCUGUGGUCAAUAGUUCAGUCUCUUGGAAACAAGGUGCAGAAGAUAUUAAGCAGUUAGCAGAAUGUUUUACUGCUUACAAAGAAUAUCUAGUUGUUCAGAAUAAAACUGCCAAGGAAAAUCAGAGUAAGUUGUAUCCUGUUCGGACCAUUGACAAAGAAGCCACCAUUGAACACAGAUAUGGUAAUUUGUCAGGUCAAAUUAGAGAGAAAUAUGUGGACAUAAAUGAAGCUGUAACCAGUGCUGGAAUUAUGGCACCAGUGGUUUUUGACGAAUACAAACAUUUGGAUAAGCCUUUUGAAAGUAACUUGGAGCGAUUCCGCUAUUUUCAAGAUCUUCAGUUGAAAUGUCCUGUUGAUAUCAUUCGUUUUAGUCCUGGUGGAUCGUCAGUCUCAACAGUCUGUAUAGUCCAAGUUUCCAAUCAAAAUAGAUCAAACGCUGAAAUGUUGACACAAGGUGCUCGAUUACUACAAACUGUCAGACCAAAUUUGAAAGAAUAUCAUACACGAGCUCAGAGACGAUUGUUUAAAGAAAAACUGAAAAAUGUUGCUUCUGUAUUACCAUCUGUUGCAAAUCUCAUUUAUCAAGAGCUGGCAUUGGAUUUUUCUGCAGCAGAACACCCUGUAACCCAAGAGAGACUUAGACUUAUUUUUCUUGGUCAGAAUGACCUCAUUCCUGAUUUAAGAGUGCUCAACCCAGGAAGACCAAACAACAAAUUUGAUAUUUUCUUUGAAACCUUAUCAAAAGAGGUAGAAAAGAUUACAGCUGCAGACGAUAGACGGCAUGGGACAGCACAUUUAUCAGAAUUUAUCUCAUUGGAAGAAAUGGUUGAGAAAACAGCCAAAUCUUGUCCAGAGGGCACUGAUAUUCCAUCAAAAAGCUUGGUGAGGUUACAAUUUGCCCCUAGGAACCCUUAUGCAAGGUCUGCAUUGAACUUUACAGGAAAGAUUGAUGUGCAGUAUAAAGUGCAAAGAAGACAGCUUCGCAUUGACCAUCCAGAUGAUCACUAUUGCAAUGCACAAUUCAGAUAUCUUAAAGAGAUGGCAAUUGAGAUGAGAGAGCAUUGUGCUUUAUUGUUCUGUGACGAUAAGGCAAAAGUGAGUAUUGGAGAACCUGGAAGUCCAGUUUCAACAGGUGUGAGGGGGAAGAAAACCAUAGUGCCAUCAAGUUCCACUUUAGUAUCUUUAGAUCAUGACAUGACUAAAGCAUCCUUGACCCCCUCAGUUAUUUUGCACUGUAAAAUUCCUGGUAGCAUUAAUGACUCAUUUGUCCGUGGUCAAGUAACAGUGACAGUUAAUGAUUCUGUUUUUCAAAUGUCAUCUCCGUUUCGUCAUGCAGUUUCCAUUAUAAAAGCCUUUGAACAACAGGGACAUUUUCCUUAUACAUUGCUUAAAUUCACAGAUGGUGGAACUGAUCAGAGAAAUACACUUGAAAGUGUGAAGUGUGCUUCAAUUUGUGUAUUUAAGGAAAUGAAUCUUGACAUGAUGAUAUUGGCAAGAUGUGCACCCGGUCACAGUUAUGUUAACCCUGCUGAGAGAGUUAUGAGCAUUCUAAACUUGGCUCUGCAAAAUGUAGCAUUAGAACGUAAAGAGUCAACAGAAAAAAUGAAUAAAGUUCUGAAAAGCUGCAACAGUAUGGCAGAUGUAAGAAAUCUUGCUGAGAAGACUCCAGAAGUAAAAACUGCAUGGAUAGAAUCAGUUGAGCCAGUUGCAUCAGUGCUCCGUAACCGUUUCUUGAGAUUGAAGUUAAAAGAUGAUCCAGUAAAGGCCCUAGAUCCAGUUAGUGACCAAGAAAUUGAUAUUUUGAAGCGCCAUCUUAGAGAACUUUUCCCAAAUCUUGAUUUGACAAAAUUACAAAAAGUGCACACAAGUAAAGUUGAGAGUUAUCAGAAGUGGAUUGAAACUCAUUGUAGAAGUAGACAAUACACGUUUCAAAUAAGAAAAUGCAGAGAUGAGAACUGUUGUCUUCCUCCACGCUUGAGAGAUGAGCAAAUGCAGUGGUUACCUGAUCCAGUUCUAAAUGAGACUAAAGAUCAUUACAAAUCCUACAAUGAAGUCAAAGGAACAGAAACAAAUGAAUCAGACAGACCUUCUUUAAAAGCAAAACCGAUCAAAGAAAAGAAACUGAACCUUAGAGCUACUGUGAAUGUAACCACGUCAGAUCCUGUGAAUGAUAUUUUUGAAGAAGAGGAAUUUGAAGUACCAACUCCUGAUGCACACAUUUGCAUUACACAAAAUGCAAGAGCUAUAGUUGAAUGUGUGGAGUGUAGAAAGCCACGUGUAGUGUACAGUCAUCACAAACUGACAGAGAGGCAAAUAAUGUCUUUCACUAUUUCAAUCAGUGAAUAUGAAUACACAUGUGGAAGUCCUUUAUUGCCACCCACCAACUCAAUGUCUAAAAAAGUUAUGAGCAGACUUAAUAUUAACUGUGACUCACAUGUUGAAUUAGCCUAUUAUGGAAGCGGCUUAGGCCAAGUAGAUAUCUGCUCUGUUUGUGCUGAACCAGAAGCCGAUACAAAUGCAGAAUUAAAAAAACAGUACAAAACUGUAUUACCGCUAUGCAAAACAUGUGAAGGAAAUGGAAGGGUGCCAUUUAUCCAGCGCCCCUAUGGAAAGAAAAACUAA
This is a messenger RNA of Magallana angulata, 3523 nucleotides long. RefSeq lists its product as uncharacterized. NCBI's taxonomy places the organism in Eukaryota, Metazoa, Mollusca, Bivalvia, Ostreida, Ostreidae. The record is from RefSeq and is a predicted model, not a curated record. The transcript has 3 exons. The coding region runs from base 149 to 3523 and encodes 1124 amino acids.